CAUUCCUUGUCAGUGACUCAGUGAUUAUAGGAGGAGUAAAGAUGGCGGACAGCGGUAGAACAGACCCCGUUAAUAAUAACAAUAAUAAAAAUACCGCCUCAGAGGAGAAUAUUAUCAGGGUCACGGUCAAAACCCCUAAAGAUAAGGAGGAGAUUGCGAUCCAGGAGGACGCCUCGGUUACUCAGUUUAAAGAGGAGAUCUCGCGGAGGUUCAAAGCCAAGCAGGACCAGCUGGUGUUGAUCUUCGCUGGGAAAAUCCUGAAAGACGGGGACACUCUGAAUCAGCACGGCAUCAAGGAUGGCUUGACUGUCCACCUGGUCAUCAAGACUGCGCAGAAGACUGCAGAUGGCUCCUCCUCGCAGCCCUCCACCUCCUCCAGCUCCUCUGCCCCCCAGGUGAGCAGCAGCAGCAGCCCCAGCCCUGCCAGCCCUAACCCAGCCUCCAGCACCACAGCCAGCUCCACCAGCGCCGGGGGCCCUGAGGCCGGGACCGGACCCGCACAGCCUCCCUCCAUACUAACUGGUUUCGGGGACCUGGCUAGUCUGGGCAGCCUGGGCAUGGGCUCUGCUAACUUCAUGGAGCUGCAGCAACAGAUGCAGCGUCAGCUCAUGUCUAGUCCGGAGAUGCUGUCCCAGAUCAUGGAGAACCCGCUGGUGCAGAACAUGAUGUCCAACCCAGACCUCAUGCGCCAGAUGAUCGUCGCCAACCCCCAGAUGCAGCAACUGAUGGAGCGCAACCCCGAAAUCAGCCACAUGCUCAACAACCCUGAGCUCAUGAGGCAGACGAUGGAGUUGGCGCGGAACCCAGCGAUGAUGCAGGAGAUGAUGAGGAACCAGGACAGAGCGCUCAGUAACCUGGAGAGCAUCCCGGGGGGCUACAACGCGCUGCGCAGGAUGUACACAGACAUACAGGAGCCCAUGUUCAGCGCGGCCCGGGAACAGUUCGGUAACAACCCCUUCUCUGCACUGGGAGGGAACGCGGAAGGAUCAGGAGUCCAGCCACAGCGGACAGAGAACAGGGAGCCCCUCCCCAACCCCUGGGGUCCCCCCGGCACUGCGGCCCCCACAUCGAGCACAGAGGGAGAGGGGGGCACCACCCCGACACCCCAGAGCGGGACCACCCCCAGCAUCUCCAACCCCCUGGGCAUCAAUGCAUCCAGCCUGGGCAACGGCAUGUUUAACAGCCCCGGCAUGCAGAGCCUGAUGCAGCAGAUCUCAGACAGCCCUCAGCUCAUGCAGAACAUGCUGUCCGCUCCCUACAUGCGCAGCAUGAUGCAGUCCCUGGCACAGAACCCUGACUUCGCAGCGCAGGUGAUGGUGAAUAACCCCCUGUUUGCUGGCAAUCCACAGCUUCAGGAGCAGUUCAGACACCAGCUCCCGGUCUUUCUUCAGCAGAUGCAGAAUCCUGAGGCUCUCUCCGUGAUGACAAACCCCCGGGCCAUGCAGGCUCUGCUCCAGAUCCAGCAGGGGCUCCAGACACUGCAGACUGAGGCACCGGGGCUCAUGCCAAGCCUCACCCCCGGAGGUUUGCCGACGGUCCCCCUGCCCACAGGUGGCAGUGUGGCCCCCGAGAGUCCGGUCUCCUCGGGGACGGGCCCCACCACGGGCCCCUCUCCACCCGGCGGCCCCCCCAGCUCCCAGCAGCAACUCAUGCAGCAGAUGCUGCAGAUGUUCGCAGGAGGCAGCGGUGCAGCGACCCAGACCCCAGAGGUGCGGUUUCAGCAGCAGCUGGAGCAGCUCAGUGCCAUGGGCUUCAUCAACCGGGAAGCCAACCUGCAAGCCCUCAUUGCCACCGGGGGAGACAUCAACGCUGCUAUAGAGAGACUGCUGGGCUCCCAGCCUUCGUAAACCCACAGGAACCUGGGAACGGGGGGGCCGGGGGGGGGUGGGGGGGUCAAUAGGAAACCGUACAAUAUUAAUAAUAAAUAACAAUAACGCAGUGCGCUCAUUCACUUUGGAAACAGCAGAUUGGUAUCAGUAAUCGUCAGCCGGCUGUGCGCUUGAGUGGUGGUAAUGACGCUCAGAUUUAUUUUGUUCUAAGCCAAUCAGUAAGUGAAAUAGCAAUGUUUUAUUUUUCUCUUGAGACGCCCCCUGAACCCCCUGAAGUUGCUUUAGGUUCCCGCUGCCUUGUUCUGUGCACGUCUCGUCCACAUGGUGGUGAUUUUUCUUCUAAGGAGCCUUUUAUUUUUAACAUUUCCCCAACUACCAACCUCGCUGCAGUGUCUUUUGAAACAGUUGAUCCUUUUCACUGCAUUGCUGUGCUUGUCUGGGUAGGCCUGAAUUAAGUCAAAGUUGGCUACACUUUUUUUUAUAAUGGCUAUUGUGCUGUCAUAAUAUUGAUACAAUCCAGGCUUUAGUUGGAGCUGUUGUGUCUCAGUCCAUUCCCAAUUCAACCCUGGCCUUCUAAUCAGUUUAGCAGAGCCUAGUUCAACCAGCUCUCUAACUUUUCAGUUGAACCUCUGUGUUUCAUCAGGGUAAGGAUUGGAAUGGACUGAAGGAGAUGUACCAAUGUGAUGUUUAAAAUGCUCAGUACAGACAGUCGGGUGAAAAAUUGUUAAUGUCCCAGUUUAUGAACCAGGAGAUGUGAAAUCAAAUCAUGCUCAAUUCUAUGUAAAAAUACAUUGUAGCUAAACUGCCAACACCUUCAGACAUUGAGUUCCAGCUUUGCAUCGGUGUGAAUCCAGGCUGGCUCCCCCACUCCCUGGGUCUAACCCUAACCCUUGCUCUUUUUAGUUUUAAUGACAGUACAGAGACAUCUCAGACUAGCUCCUCACUUGCAGAAUAAUCUCAGUCAUUGCUUGUGUUGUGGAUGAGAUGAGUGGACUUGGCCCUUCACUAGCUGCUAUAGACCACCAGGGGGCCCUAGUUGGUUAGAGUAUACUGACAUCAGAGGGAACAGACUGAGUUUGAACACCAUGCUUGUAAAUACAGUUAUAUUAUAGUAUAAGCUUAGUGACUUUGCUGUUGGAAGUUUUGCACCUUGCUGAUCCUGCUGUGCUGUAUAAAAAAAACCUCUUAAAUUGUACAACUUUUUGUAAAGCAUAAUUAUUUUUUUGCUUCAUAAAUUCAGUCUGUUCACUUUUCUGCAUCAACAUUAUUCACUAAUAAUAGACCUAGUGCUUGUAUAGAUUGGGAUUUUAACACUUGUAUUUACCCAGUGUGAAAGUUUUCGAUCCAAACGUAACCCAAAGCACCAUUGCGUGAUGCAAUGCAUAAAAACCCUCUGAUGUUCAUUGUAUAUCGAUAGCCCAUUCAACAAAACUCCUGCCCUCUGGUGCCUGACUUAGGACAGUGAAACAGAAGAUGUUCCUCACGUCUAGCUCUUUUUAAAAUGUUUUCAUUUCUUACUGCUACGUGCUUGUUCUGUCUGUUUUACUGUCAUUUUAAAGUGAUGCUGCUUUAGGGAUGUACCAUUAGUCAGGGAUGUCCAGCGCUGGCUCUUCCACUCCUGGUCUUUGUUCCAACGCUGUUCUGACUUGUUUAACUGAACCAAUUACACCUCCAUCCAGACCUUAAAGUUGUUCAUUAUAUCAUUUUACCAGUUAAACCUGGAGUGGAACGGCCCUCCAGGACAGGGAUGGGACACCCCUGAUUUAUGCGAGUUCCUCUACUUCAGAAACCCAGGCUGGUGCCAAAUCAGUCAGCUCAGUCUAAGCAUCUGCAUCAACAGGCAUUUUGUAUUAGACUGCUGAGCUAUACUUGUGCAGGCAGUAUAUUAUAAACCCAUGAUAGUGACCAACAUGGUCAGGACUUUAGUUAAUGGUUAAGUCUCAGUUUUGGACAGGGCAAUAUACCCUUCAUUCACUCCACAGAAACAAACCUUUUCCUGUUACUAUAGAACAUUAGCUUUUGUAUUCAUAUACUUGCCCAAAGCAGUUAUUCUUUGACAAAUAAUAAAACAGACCAAACAAGCACAAUUUUAAGAGUGAAAAUGGCUUGCAAAAUGUAACUGAUUUGGAGUCUUGAGCAGCCUGAUGUAUUUCUCAUCCCAGGCUACCUCUGGAACUGGCAUUUGCAUUUCCAACCUGAUAUUUUAACAUAACCCUGUAACUUUAAUCACUCAGUCAUAUGAUAUACAAGUUGUGCUAAAAGACAUUAAAACAGACACGUUAGUAACCUUCUCUUUGUUUUUUGUUUUUUAGUGCACUUGGUUGUAGAAUAAACAUGUAUUUCAUGUUACAUUUGACAUCUUUGAAAAUGUUGCUCUAAAACUACCUUUUUGCUCUUUAGUACUACUUUAAAACAGCAGUAAGUUAUUUAAAAAAUAAAUAUUAUUUAUUACAUUUAGAUCAUUUAAAUAUUGCCAAGGUAUGCCAGAACAGCUUCUUCCAAAUUGGGGGGAGGGGGAGGAAAUCAAAUGUUUAACCAUUUGCUGCUAUUCUUGAUUGUUUAGACACACACACACACACACACACACCCUUACCUACCUUUGCAUCCAUUCCAUACAAUCAUUCAAAAUGUCUGUCUAGCCUAUAUAAAAACCCAACCAGCUUUCUGUGUUCCGGGAUCUCCAGUUUCACACAUUGGGCUUUCAAGUGUUAAAACUCUUUUGUCUUAGUAAAAUCGGUCUGGGGUAUGACCAAAUAAUGUGGGUUAAAAAAUGUAGUCAUUUCUUGCAGACCAUUUGGAAUACAGCUGGGACAAAAUAAUUCCCCCGAAAUGAGCGUGCAGUUGAUUGCUGCGUCGCUAUUCUAGGUGAAAGCAAGUCGGUUACUAUGAAGACUUACCAUCGCCAUACUGCUUUCCAUUGGUUUUUUUCCCCCUUCGAUUAUUUUUAAAUAAAUAAAGUUUUAAGCAAUA
Acipenser ruthenus (sterlet) is the source of this 4799-nucleotide messenger RNA. Its product is annotated as ubiquilin-4-like. Gene Ontology annotation, molecular function: polyubiquitin modification-dependent protein binding. The coding region runs from base 42 to 1847 and encodes 601 amino acids. The record is from RefSeq and is a predicted model, not a curated record. Gene Ontology annotation, cellular component: cytosol. Gene Ontology annotation, biological process: ubiquitin-dependent protein catabolic process. The transcript has 11 exons. Lineage: Eukaryota; Metazoa; Chordata; Actinopteri; Acipenseriformes; Acipenseridae.